AUUUUUUUUUUCUCUUUUACUUUUCCUUUCUUCUCUUUCUCUCUACUUUUUCUUUUUUUUUUUUUUCCCUCCGUUCUCACCAUGUUACGAUCCACUAGUUUAGCAAGACUCUCACUCAAACGCGUCACUGGUCUCCGUUAUAAUAGCAAUGUUACUGUAGAAUCUAUCCCAAAGCGUUGGACUUUAUUAUCGACAGCAGAACAAAAUACUAUUGCUAAACAACUAGAAGAAUUACAAAAGAAGGAAUGGACUGCACUCUCUAAAGAAGAAAAAGCUGCUUGUUACUAUGUCUCUUUUGGUCCUCAUGGUCCUCGUACACCUAUUCAAGGAGAAGGACAUACUUUCAAAGUUAUUUUAGGUGUUGGUGUAGUACUUACUGUCUCCACUAUAUUCUUCCUUAUUGCUCGUGCCAAAGGUCAAGAAGUACCUCCAUCUAUGAACAAAGAAUGGCAAGAAGCUACCAAUGAAUAUCUCAAGAGUCAAAAUUCCAAUCCUAUUUCUGGCAUCUCAUCAGAAUCCUACAAAGGCAAAGGAUAUGUUAGCAAGGUUUGAUUUAUUUAUUUUUUUAGUUUAGUUUUUAGUUACAUUUACGCGUUGUUUUAACAAAUAAAGUGUAUACACUUGGAUCAAUA
Molecule: messenger RNA, 632 nt
Organism: Halteromyces radiatus
Lineage: Eukaryota; Fungi; Mucoromycota; Mucoromycetes; Mucorales; Cunninghamellaceae
Product: cytochrome c oxidase subunit IV
Exons: 3
Coding region: 82-552 (156 amino acids)
Biological process (GO): mitochondrial electron transport, cytochrome c to oxygen
Source: RefSeq, a predicted model, not a curated record